This is a messenger RNA of Drosophila obscura, 1165 nucleotides long. RefSeq names its product protein MEMO1. The record is from RefSeq and is a predicted model, not a curated record. Lineage: Eukaryota; Metazoa; Arthropoda; Insecta; Diptera; Drosophilidae. The transcript has 6 exons. The coding region runs from base 146 to 1033 and encodes 295 amino acids.
CAUCGUCAUUUCGUUUGUGCAGGAAAAGAAGAGGAACAAAGCAAAACACAAAGAAAGGCAAGAACGGCGAGAGGAGAGCACUGGAUAAAUUGGAAACUACUGAAAGUGAUUAAAAGCAGCCUUUCCUUCGAACCACAUCGCCAACAUGUCAGCCAGAAGAGCAACCCACGCAGGCAGCUGGUACACGGAUGCAGGUUCCGAGCUAUCCAGGCAGUUGGAUCGCUGGCUGGGUGCCGCAGAGCUCUCGCAUGGCCCGGCCCGUGCCAUCAUUGCACCACAUGCCGGCUAUACCUACUGUGGGGCCUGCUCAGCCUUUGCCUAUCGCCAGGUCAGCCCCGUUGUUGUCAAACGCAUCUUCAUUCUGGGUCCCUCGCAUCAUGUGCGCCUGCGCGGUUGUGCCCUGUCCGUGGCGAAAAAGUACAGGACACCUCUCUACGAUCUCAAAAUUGAUACUCAGAUCAACGCUGAGCUGGAGAAGACGGGCCAGUUCUCGUGGAUGGACAUGAAGACGGACGAGGACGAGCACUCCAUUGAGAUGCAUUUGCCCUACAUAGCCAAGGUCAUGGAGGACUACAAGGACCAGUUCACCAUUGUGCCUAUACUGGUGGGAUCGCUUAAUCCCGAGCAGGAGGCGCAGUACGGCAGCCUGUUGUCCGCGUACUUCAUGGACCCAACCAAUCUGUUUGUGAUAUCCUCCGACUUCUGCCAUUGGGGUCAACGCUUUAGCUACACAUACUACGAUCGCUCCUGCGGCCAGAUACACAAAUCCAUUGAGAAGCUGGACAAGCAGGGUAUGGACCUCAUCGAGACGCUGAGCCCCACGGCGUUCACCGAGUACUUGAGGAAGUACAACAAUACGAUAUGUGGCCGCCAUCCCAUCGGUGUGAUGCUGGGCGCCGUCAAGGCCCUGCAGGAUCAGGGCUACGACAAAAUGAGCUUCAAGUUCCUUCAAUAUGCCCAGAGCAGUCAGUGCGUGGACAUGGAGGACUCCAGCGUCAGCUAUGCCUCCGGUUCCCUUGUCUUUGAGUUUUGAAUGCACUCUCUAAAGUAUUUUGUCAGCUAUCCCGCAACAUCCCUCCCCUUUGUGGAUUUAAGUAUAAAGAGAUUUUUAAAUUUAAAACUAGCAGAAAAUUAAAGAAAUUUAAAAAAUGAAAAAUAAAAACCA